Microplitis mediator is the source of this 1001-nucleotide messenger RNA. RefSeq lists its product as uncharacterized. Gene Ontology annotation, biological process: protein insertion into mitochondrial inner membrane from matrix; inner mitochondrial membrane organization. Gene Ontology annotation, molecular function: ribosome binding. The transcript has 4 exons. Gene Ontology annotation, cellular component: mitochondrial inner membrane. The record is from RefSeq and is a predicted model, not a curated record. NCBI's taxonomy places the organism in Eukaryota, Metazoa, Arthropoda, Insecta, Hymenoptera, Braconidae. The coding region runs from base 65 to 865 and encodes 266 amino acids.
CUAUUCAAUUUGUGCGUAAAUACCGAAGAGUAAGACGUUGUUUUGAUAAGGUUAUUUUUUAGCAAUGUUACUUUAUAAUAUUUACAAAAAUGUUUGUAAUAAUCCACGUGUUCGUUACUACGGAGUAAUGACAGCGAAUAAAUUAAUUAAAAAAUUAGAUAAUAAUAAAUUACCUAAUCAUUCAUGUUUGCGGGAACAAAAGCUAAUAAAUUCAAUUAUAAAAACAUCAAAUCAUGGGGACAAAAAAUUUUACAGUGUCCAGCCAGAGGAGGAAGCAAAUCUUGUCCGGCUUCCAGCUUUGACAGAUGAUCCUUUAAUUCUAGUGCCGAAUUUUUUUAAAACUUUCAAAAGCUCUUAUAAUCUUCACAUGCAGAUAAGAGGCUCGCUUGAUAAUGAAUUUGAUAUGAUAGAAUUUUCUGAUGGAUCCAAGCAAGCAGUGGAAGUUGUAUCACACGCUCUUGCUGAAGAAGACUACGAUAGUCUCCAAGGUUUAGUUAUUCCAGAUGUCAUUGAAAAGCUGAGGAAAAGAAUAUCAUUGUUAUCAGAAGAACAAAAAAAAUUAAUUCCCAUUAAAAAAGGAGAGAUUUAUGCAAACUUUCCAUAUUCGAUUGAUGUUCGUCGUGAAGGAGAUGAAGAUAGAGAAAGAGUAUUUGCUGACAUAACAAUGGCGUACUAUAGCCUGAGAGGUUUUGAGGAAAUGCAAAAGAGAGGCGAAUUACCACCACUUGAAAUGGGAAUUAUGCCAGAAUACCGUGAAAAAAUAUAUUUAUCUAAUUAUCGAUUUACCCGAGAGUACACUGAAAAUGUAACGUCAUCAUGGAUAGUUACUAUGUGUAAUGAAUUAAUGUUAGUUACCGCGAUAUGAAAGUGAUAUGUUUUUUAUUAACAUUAAAAAAAAGGAAAAAAAUUUAUAUUCUGUAAAAAUAAAAAAAUAAAUGAGCAUUUGUGUCAAUGAAAUAAUUAUUUCAACGAUAAAUAUAAAAUUAAACGCAAUAAAAAAA